Lepisosteus oculatus (spotted gar) is the source of this 2223-nucleotide messenger RNA. Its product is annotated as membrane-spanning 4-domains subfamily A member 4A-like. Gene Ontology annotation, cellular component: membrane. NCBI's taxonomy places the organism in Eukaryota, Metazoa, Chordata, Actinopteri, Semionotiformes, Lepisosteidae. The record is from RefSeq and is a predicted model, not a curated record.
GCGCAAAUCGGAAUCGCUCCGGGAACUGGCAGCCUAACGAAACCGUAACUGCGAACUGCGAGGAGGCACAGUUGGUCAAUUUGGUGUAAGCGGCGUGACUGUGUGUGUGUCUUCGGUGAAGGGUGUUAAAACCUUCAGUUGGAGGACUAGACACGCCUCCGUCGUGCCUUCGGAAUAGAGGGGGAAAUCAGACGGGCUGGGAUUGAAAUUCACGAAACACAACACUGAGAGGAAGAGAGAAAGCGGUAGGACACAGGAGCGAAGAAGUCCACACCACCUGCCGGACAUGGCCAGCUCUGUCAGUACCGCCGGUGGGCUGGUGAUCUCCACCCAGGUGUAUCCAGCCGGUCAGGCCCCUGUGCCCUCUCCUGGCCUGCAGGCUCAGUGGUUGCCAGCCCCCACUUCCCUCUCCCAGGAUUCUGCAGAGCUGAAGAAGCACUUGCGAGGAGAGCCCAAGGCUCUGGGGACGGCCCAGAUUAUGAUUGGCAUUUUCAGUGUGCUCCUUGGCAUCAUACUGUCACACAAUGACCCCGUUCUCGCAAGUGAGACUGGAAUCGCUUACUGGGGAGGUUUGCUGUACAUUAUUUCUGGGGCUCUCUGUGUCGCUGGAGAAAACACUCUCAGAAUGUCUGUGAUCAAGGCAGCAGUAGGAAUGCAUGUCAUAAGCUUGGUUAUUGCCAUCGUUGCAACAGCAAUUUAUUCGUUGAGUUUUAAAGAGACAGAACCUUGUGUCCAAGAGGAAUAUCAUCAUUAUUAUUAUUAUCCUGAGUGCUAUGAUCACAGGAAUGCUGUGCUCUUGCAAAAUGGCACAAGUGGGGCCCUGAUUUUUUUUACUGUCCUGGAGAUUUGCAUUGCUGCUUCCAUGCUGGCCUUUGGGCUGAAAGAUGCGUGCUUCAGAAGUUCAAUGCCUUCAGUUGUACUGCAGCAGCCAUUGCCAUCAGGGACGCCUGCCCGUUCCUCGGACUACUGCCCCCUUGUGGACGAUGAAACCGGCAUUGCCAGUAGCCACACUAUGUAGCUCCUCCAGUGUCCAAACCGCUGAGCAGUAGUAGCACAGGGCCUUGCUGAGCUGCAGGUGUUCAAAGCUCUAAUGUGCCAGCCAUUACUAACCCUCUUGCUUAGUGCUGAUAUUGUCAAGGGCUCCCUGUCUCUGUUGGAUGAUACUGAGAUGGAGUGGUCUUGGGAGGGAUUGAAAAGUAGAUGCACUCUCUGUUUCAGAAAUGUUAUCUGCUUCUUAGACUUUUCCUCCUGGGGGCCCCAUUUGGGACAUACAGUAAACUGUGAAGAAUUUAGCAAUUUACCCUGUUUUUGUGCCUCAGGUCUUUCAAUUUCCCUCCUGCUAUUCUCCUAAGAAGCUCUGUGUUCAAUCCCUCUGCCACUGAAUGCAACAGUUCCUGUCUGACUGCUUCCCAUUGUUAGCCAUUAAUACUACACAGUCAUUUGUUUUGCACUAUGUAUCAUACUUUGACUAGCUACUGUAUAUACAUCCUGUGUUUAUCAACAUGCUCCCAUUAUUAAGGCCUGCCAUGGGAUUCCUGACAUUUUAGUAAAAGGGUCUGUUUUUCCAGUUUUUCUGAAAACAAAACAGUUCCCAAGCUCCCUGGAAUGUCCAUCUGUAAAAAUGCAGAGACGUGAAGAAACAGCAGGAACAUCACAAACGCUGAUGUCUGUGUUUCAGCUUAGGGAAGUAUUUUAUCCUGAAUCUUCUGCUCUGCUGUCUUUCACAUGCAGACUGCUGUUCCUGUACUAUCUUUCUGUGGUUCUGUAAUUAACUAUGUGCUUUGUGGAUUUAUAAUAUAUUGUAUUCUUAUAAUUGAAAAAUUUACAAGUUGCCAAGGAUGAAGGUAUCAGCUAAGUUACAGUUGUUCUUAGACGUUCUGGUUCAGAUAAAUAUCAGGUAGCUUCUGCCCACAGCAUGACAAUGACCCCGAGCAAGCCAGUGCAGCUGAUGAGCUCAUGAAGUCCAACUCAGUCCGUAGUUUACGUGCUGAAGAAAGAUCUGGGACAGAACCCCAAGAACUUCCAACAGCUCAAGUGGCAGCAACAGAAAAUCUCAAACGAUCCUACCGAUAGAUUCAAACCUCAUGAGCACAAAUAGAGAUUGCUCGACAAUAAAAGAAAAGUUAUUCUGACUUUGCGCUCUCACUAAAUUUGGAGGGCACUGUAUACGAAAGGUGUAUUAACGUAUAACUCAGAAAAUAAUAAACACACAUUCAAAUUCCA